AUGAGUGAACAGGAGAAGGAAAUGGAGGAGGAUGAGGGAGGCAGCACUUCGGACACAGCCCCCAUGCUGCCGGAAAGGGUUCCUGACGGCCAGGCCUCAGUCUUGAUGUCCCCACGGUGGGUAGGCCUGGUGGUCCGAGGCCUUGGGACCCUACUGCUGCCUGGCCAGGCCCUGGCUGGACUGCUGCUGCACCUGCUGCUGCCUGCAACCGUGUUCCUGCUGGCCCUUCUGCCAGCAGCUGCCAUCGUGUACCUGGGAUUCCUGUGCCACUCGAGGGUUCACCCGGCGCCCCGCCCCGCGUGCCGCGCACUGCUCUCCGACCGAGGCGCCGCGGCGCUCAUCGUUCUCGGAUUCCUUUCGCUGCCUCCGCUGCUCGUGCUUGCCUCGGCCGCCCGCACCCGCCUGGCCCGGCGUCUCCGCCCGCUGCUACCGCCCCCAACUUGGACCCCUGGAUCCCGCCGCCACCCGGGGUCCAGCGACCGUGGGCGGGCGGGACGCCACACCGACGGGGAAGAGCAGUUCUGUGCCUGGGUGUGACCCCCCCCCACCCCCCCGCCCAGAGGCCUCUCCAAAGGACACGACCUCCGAAUCCCGCGAGGCACCCGAACUCCUCCCCCCGUGACCCUCAUAAGGCGGCCCCAGGCCGGCAAGCUCGGGGUCUGCGUCCAGGUUCCAUCCUCGGAAAUCGCGGGCAUACCACGGGGCUUCGUGCGCAGUGCUUCGAGUGGCCGCGAGAUGGCACCUGACUUCCCGGAACCCAGGCCCGCCCUUCCCCAAGGUGUCCCCACCCCCGCAGUCCCCUCUGACGCGGAGAGGCUGGGAAGCCUGGAGAGAGGAGGGAGAUGCCUCCCAGAGAAGGGGCGCAUGGCCAGGCUCAGAGAAAGGUGGCCUUCCUGGCUUUUGUCAUUGGCUGCCCUGGGCUCCUGCUCCCUCCCAAAAGGCAGCCCUUAGGGCCCCAUGUCUGGUCGGUCAGCGGGCCUCCAGAGGGUUCCAGAAGUGGUGAGACUUGCCUGGGAGGCUUCCACGACCGGCCCAAGAACACGGUUCCAGAAGCUUAGCGAUGGCCAGCAGCCCCAAGGCUUGCAGGGCUCAGCCUGAGAUGGCGGUCAGGGUUAGCGUUUAGAUAGGUGCCAGAUUAAG
Molecule: messenger RNA, 1140 nt
Organism: Prionailurus viverrinus (fishing cat)
Lineage: Eukaryota; Metazoa; Chordata; Mammalia; Carnivora; Felidae
Gene: TMEM278
Product: transmembrane protein 88B
Exons: 2
Coding region: 1-537 (178 amino acids)
Biological process (GO): negative regulation of canonical Wnt signaling pathway
Cellular component (GO): plasma membrane
Molecular function (GO): PDZ domain binding
Source: RefSeq, a predicted model, not a curated record